Molecule: messenger RNA, 582 nt
Organism: Gossypium raimondii (Peruvian cotton)
Lineage: Eukaryota; Viridiplantae; Streptophyta; Magnoliopsida; Malvales; Malvaceae
Exons: 1
Coding region: 1-582 (193 amino acids)
Source: RefSeq, a predicted model, not a curated record
AUGAAAUUUACACCUCUUCCAAAUGUUGCAAUAUUGCCGCAGCAAAGUCAUCCUAUCAGAUUGAAAAUUCAGCAGCAAUCAGUUCCUCAAAGAUUUCAGAAGCAGAAGCAAUGUACUCAAUUUAAGAAGUUUUGGGAUGUAUUGAAACAACUUCAUAUCAACAUUCCAUUUGUGGAAGCCCUUGAGCAAAUGCCCAACUAUGUGAAAUUUAAAAAGGCUAUUCUUUCUAAGAGAAGGUUAGGGGAAUUUGAAGUCAUAGCUCCAACUAAAGAGUGCAACUCAUUUUUGCAGGACAAGUUGCCACCUAAGAUGAAAGAUCCAAAGAGUUUCACCAUUCCAUACAAUAUUAAAUAUUCUUAUUGUGGGAUGGCCUUGUGCGAUUUGGGUGCUAGAACAAAAUUGAUGCUAAAGUCAGUUUUCAAGCAAUUGGGGAUUGGUGAAGUCAGACCUACUACAGUUACUCUUCAAUUGGCAGACAAAUCUCUUGCUCAUCCUGAUGGGAAGAUUGAAGAUGUGUUGAUCUGGGUUGAUAAGUUCAUAUUUCCCGUUGAUUUUAUUGUGUUAGAUUAUGAAACAGAUUGA